Messenger RNA from Apus apus (common swift), 4932 nucleotides. It is a transcript of the gene ZBTB5, whose product is annotated as zinc finger and BTB domain containing 5. Gene Ontology annotation, cellular component: nucleus. Gene Ontology annotation, biological process: regulation of transcription by RNA polymerase II. Gene Ontology annotation, molecular function: protein binding; RNA polymerase II cis-regulatory region sequence-specific DNA binding; DNA-binding transcription factor activity, RNA polymerase II-specific. The coding region runs from base 106 to 2130 and encodes 674 amino acids. NCBI's taxonomy places the organism in Eukaryota, Metazoa, Chordata, Aves, Apodiformes, Apodidae. The transcript has 2 exons. The record is from RefSeq and is a predicted model, not a curated record.
GAGCCGCGGGGCCGAGGACGAGGGGCGCGCCCGGCCCGGCCCUUCCCUUCCCGCCGCCCAGGGCCCUUCCCGCCCGGAGAGCAGCGGGGCAGGGACCGCAGGAUCAUGGAUUUUCCAGGACACUUUGAGCAAAUCUUUCAGCAGCUGAACUACCAGAGGCUUCAUGGCCAGCUUUGUGACUGUGUCAUUGUGGUGGGAAACAGGCACUUCAAAGCCCACCGCUCGGUUCUGGCAGCAUGUAGCACACACUUCCGAGCCCUCUUCACUGUAGCAGAAGGAGAUCAGACGAUGAACAUGAUCCAGCUGGACAGUGAAGUGGUGACAGCAGAAGCCUUUGCUGCUCUGAUAGACAUGAUGUACACUUCCACACUAAUGCUUGGGGAGAGUAAUGUCAUGGAUGUCUUGCUGGCUGCUUCUCACCUACAUUUGAACUCGGUAGUUAAAGCAUGCAAGCACUACCUUACCACCAGGACACUGCCCAUGUCUCCGCCGAGUGACAGAGUUCAGGAGCAAAACGCACGCAUGCAGAGAUCCUUCAUGCUGCAGCAGCUGGGGCUGAGCAUCGUCAGCUCGGCUUUAAAUUCCACGCCCAGCACAGAGGAGCAGCCCAACCCCAUGAGCUCCUCAAUGAGAGGAAACAUGGAGCAGCGCACGGCUUUCCCCAUCCGCCGCCUCCACAAGCGGAAGCAGGCGUCCGAGGAGCGGGGCCGCCCGCGCGUCCGGCCGCCCCUGGAGGAGGCAGCAUCCGAGGCAGCUACGGAGAGUGGGCAGGCAGGGAUGCACUCACGGGAGGACUUCUUCUCACCUGACUCCCUGAAGAUGGUGGACAAUUCGAAGGCCGAUGCUGUUGCUGAUAACCAGGAGGAUAACACUAUUAUGUUUGAUCAGUCUUUCAGUGCUCAGGAAGAUGCUCAAGUGCCCAGCCAGUCAGACAACAGCGGGGGAAACAUCUCACAGAUGUCCAUGGCGUCCCAGGCAACACAGGUGGAAACCAGCUUUGACCAGGAGCCUGCUUCUGAGAAAAGCAACUUCCCAUGUGAGAAUCCAGAGGUCACUCUGAAUGAAAAAGAGCACAUGAGGGUGGUGGUGAAGUCUGAGCCCCUGAGUUCCCCGGAGCCUCAGGACGAGGUGAGUGAUGUGACUUCGCAGGCAGAGGGCAGCGAGUCUGUGGAAGUGGAGGGAGGGGUGGUGAGUGCAGAGAAGAUAGAACUGAGCCCCGAGAGCAGUGACCGCAGCUUUUCCGACCCACAGUCCAGCACUGAUCGGGUGGGAGACAUCCAUAUUAUGGAGGUGUCAAAUAACCUGGAACACAAGUCUACAUUCAGUAUCUCAAAUUUUCUAAAUAAAAGCAGAGGUGGUGGCUUCGGUGCUAGUCAGAACAGCGAUGACAACAUUCCAAACACCACCAGUGACUGCAGAAUGGACAGCGAUGCCUCGUACCUGAUGAGUCCAGAGUCAGGGCCUGCUGGAGGCCACUCAUCCGCCACUGUUUCUCAUGUGGAGAACCCAUUCAGUGAGCCUGCAGACUCUCACUUUGUCAGACCGAUGCAGGAGGUGAUGGGUCUCCCUGGUGUGCAGACCUCUGGCUACCGUGCAGCAGAGCAGUUCAGCAUGGAUUUCCCGCGGUCAGGCCUGGGCUUGCACUCCCUGUCCAGGGCCAUGAUUGGCUCAGUCAGAGGUGGAGCAAGCGGCUUCCCUGGCUACCGCCGCAUAGCCCCCAAAAUGCCGGUGGUGACCUCUGUCAGGAGCUCCCAGCUGCAGGAUAACUCCUCCAGUUCCCAGCUGAUGAUGAACGGGACCACGUCCUUUGAGAACGGGCACCCGUCGCAGCCGGGCCCACCGCAGCUGACGCGCGCCUCAGCAGAUGUCCUCUCCAAGUGCAAGAAGGCCUUGUCCGAGCACAAUGUCCUGGUCGUGGAAGGCGCGCGCAAGUACGCCUGCAAGAUCUGCUGCAAGACCUUCCUGACUUUGACAGACUGCAAGAAACACAUCCGUGUGCACACAGGAGAGAAGCCUUAUGCCUGCCUGAAGUGUGGCAAGAGGUUCAGCCAGUCCAGCCACCUCUAUAAACACUCCAAGACCACCUGCCUGCGCUGGCAGAGCAGCAACCUGCCCAGCACGUUGCUCUAACCCUCCUGCGCUCGCCGGGCAGGAGCUGGGGCCCCGCUGCUCUCCAGGCCUUGGGCUCAGAGCUGCUCCUGUGUCGGUGAACACUGAGGUGUGAGCGUGCCACUGGCAGCGGGGGGGUUCUGUCAAUUGGGGAUAUUUCUGUACCUACCUCGCAGGGUCUGGUGAGGCUGCAGCUGCGCAAGGCGCUGGGGAUCUGGCAGCGGCACUGCCACGCGUGGGGAUGGGCUGGGGGGACACACACCCCACAGCUGAGCAGUUCCUUUGCAGAGCAGAGGGGUGAGGGUCACCUGAUGAAGUAGCACGUUUCAAGUUUAACAAACUGAAGUGCAAAUUUCCUCUUUUUUUUUUUUUUCCUAAAGUAUUUUGUAAAAAUGAAAGCAUUUAAAUAAAUGACCUGUAAAACGAGUUGCUGCGUUAUGUGUGGACGGCAGUGCCAGGGCUGCUCAGUGUAGCCAACACAGACAGCAUAUCUUUAACAGAGAAAAAACAACUUUGGAUGUGCCUGUCUCACAUAAUGCUUUAAAAAUAUGCUAAUUAUAAGAAUAGUUCUAGGGUUAUGAAUGUCUGCUUGGCUGUUUUGUAGUAAAGGACACUGUGUAAUGAGGGUGCUUAAAUUAAAUCCAAGACAAGUAACUUCUGGACUGUCAGAUGUAUAUAUACUUUACAGCAAGAUCUGGAUGUCUGACAGAUUUUCUUCCUGUAGAAGCUUGUAUUAAGUGGUAAGUGAAGUACUGUUUCUUGUUCGUGCUAUUCUUAGCAGUAUUUUAACCAAUUUGUAUCUCCUAUGUUAAAAUUCUAUAUACACGGAAGUCUGAAGAGAGCUUGUCUUUGUCUGCAUUGCUAUUUUGAAGGAGAGAGAUAACUUGUGAUGGCUUUUUAUACUGUGUAAGAUAGUCUCUUGCUGUUUCCAGAUGCUGACAGUCAGUCUGAUCCCCGUUAUUGUGUAAGCAUAUUGUCCUUUUCUGACACUCUUAUCUGCAGGCUUUAAUUUCCUCCUCUGUAUACUUACUUUCCUUCAGAACUAUGGAUUGUUCCUCAGAUCAAACCAGUCAGGAAUGAUCCUCGUCUGCCAUAUUUAUUUAAGUCUCUCUCUGUAUCUGUCCUUCCACUUCAAGUAGUGUCAUAAAUGUACUUUUCCACAUGAAUUUUAAAAAAAUCCAGUCUAAAUUUAAUUUUAAAAUAGCACUGUACACUUUGUAUAGUAGAAAUCCAGUGAUCGUUACUCUUCAAGUGACUCGUGUAGAUCUUUUAAUUUCCUCUUCUUUGAUACCAUUGUGACUAUUCCUGUCUGCAGCCUCUUCUUUUCUUUGUUAAAGAUGCACAUGAACUAACCACCAGUGAUCAGCAUAUUAGGUCUCUAAAUAAAAUUUUGGAGCGCUUCUGCUGAUAAAUGCUGCUCUGCCAAAUGGGAGCUGGCUCAGGGCUUCAGCAUGUCCAUUCCGGCCAGGAGAGACCCAGGAUUUGCAUUUCCUGGCAUCAAAGUCACAGAGCAACAGCUUUCCAUUAAUAUUAAAAAAUAAAAAAUAAAAAAAAUAGAAAUUGCACACCUGCCCCUCUAGUUUUAUUCUGUGUAGCAAAUAAUCCCUGUCUGAUGGUACGCAGGAAUUUCAUGGAGUUAGUGCUACCUGGUAGUUGGCCUUCCUAAGCACAAUCUUGGAUGGGAUUUAUUUGAAAAUGAAAUCCCAACCCACAGUCCCGUAGGUCUUUCAGCAGGAUGAACCAUCAGAAGUGCUGAAGCACAGAAACCAAACGGGCAUUGUCACACCAAAGGAAGCAUGGAAAUCUUUCUGUACUCGGCUUUAUGUAAAACAGGAGUCUGCUAAUAAAGAAACGUCUUCAUCUAAUUACACUGCUCCACAAUGAAAGAAAAAGCCAAAUGUCUGUCAGCCUGUCAUUUGCACCUCGAGCACCCAAGGUAGACAGGAACAUGGAAACACAGCAAAUGAUUGGAUUAAUUCCUUUAUAAUGUUAAGAUUUUGUUACAGGAUUUAUUUAAUGAUCAUAUUUCUGGCUCUUGAUUUUAUAAGUAUUAAGGAAAUGUGCUGCAUUUUUUAAAAGCAUUAGGAUGUGCCACGUUUUGUUUGAUAAUAAUUUUGAUACCAGGGGACUAACAGCAUUGAGCUAUACUAAACACUCUCACAGAGACAUCAAUAAAAUGCAGUAUUUUGUACUUUAAUAUUUUCUUGUGUUGCCUUAUUAGUAAUGUUCUGAUUGUUUAAUCCUCCUUCCGUUUCUAGUGUUGUUUUUAAAAUAGGGGGUUUUUUACAUUUUCUCUGUUUCCUAUGGCACAUUAGAAUUCCUUGAAUUCUUAACAAUGCGUAGGAAUAAAGCAUCUAAGUGAGUAAGGAGAUUAGAGGAAUUAAGAACUAAUAUGAGCAGAUAAACAUAUUUAACUGUACUUUUGAUCUGUUUUUAUAAGAAUUUUAAUAUUGUGAAGCAUCAGCCUUUGUGCAGGAGGACUUCUGUCUUCUUCCUUUAAGAAAAAAUUCAAGUUGUAACAUUUUUGGAAGCAGCGGCUUUAAAUUUGGUUGUUCAUUGACAUGUAGUGCAUCUGGAGGAGCACACAGCAAACCCUGGAGCCUCCGGCUGGCUCGUUGCUUUCCUAGUCUUCCAGUAUGAAGCAAUAUCCUAGACUGGUGUCUCUUAAACUGUGAAAUUAGCCUCUCAUCUCGGAGCCUGGUGGCGAUGUCAAAGAGCUCGUUCGACCUUUCACUUUACAAAUGCUUCAGUGAGAUCUCAUGUGAAGAUGUCAGUAUGUUAGAAUUAUGAAACAUCUGAAAAUAAACCCAACAUUUUUGUGCU